Strongylus vulgaris is the source of this 255-nucleotide messenger RNA. The record is from the annotation of a GenBank genome assembly. Lineage: Eukaryota; Metazoa; Nematoda; Chromadorea; Rhabditida; Strongylidae.
AUGCUUUUAGACCCUAAUCGUUGUUGCCGAAUUUGAGGUUAAGGCGGUAGCAUUACCCUCGUUCAGCCAACUCUUCGCUUAUAAAUGUGAAGAAAUCCCAUUGGUGAAGGCUCAAGCUACUCAUGUAAGAGGCUAUCCUGUGCUGAUGUGUUUAGCAGCCGAUGGAAAAAUGGUUGUUCUUUCGCUACCAUCUCUUCGUGUCCUUCACACGUCUCCAUUUCUACCACAUUCCGUCGAAAUUGAAGAUGCGUAAGU